Messenger RNA from Xenopus tropicalis (tropical clawed frog), 4603 nucleotides. RefSeq names its product solute carrier family 25 member 13 (gene slc25a13). The record is from RefSeq and is a predicted model, not a curated record. The transcript is spliced from 18 exons. Bases 16 to 2247 code for a protein of 743 amino acids. Gene Ontology annotation, molecular function: L-glutamate transmembrane transporter activity; calcium ion binding. NCBI's taxonomy places the organism in Eukaryota, Metazoa, Chordata, Amphibia, Anura, Pipidae. Gene Ontology annotation, biological process: transmembrane transport; L-glutamate transmembrane transport; aspartate transmembrane transport. Gene Ontology annotation, cellular component: mitochondrial inner membrane; membrane.
UUUAGUGGACACGACAUGCCAACCUCUGGAGCAGGGUUUCUAAACCUUUUUCUCCGGGGGAUUAGGGAGGGGGAGAGAGGAUUCCCUGCAGAGGGUUUAAAGAAUGGAGUGCUAGAAGCAAGCAGCGGAAGGACAGGUUUAUGGUGGGAGAAAGUUGUGUUAGUGAGUGGUUUGACCAGUGGCUCUGAGAGGAACAGAAGAGUUGGCAAGGAAUAUAUGGAGACGCAGGUAGCAUUGACCAAGAGAGCUGAUCCAGCUGAUCUGAAAUCUGUAUUUUACAAGUAUGCAAGCGUGGAAAAAAAUGGGGAUUAUUUUAUGUCCCCACUUGACUUUGUCAGACGUUACUUGAACCUCAGUGGUGAUGGCGAACCUAAUCCAAAAACUCUGCAGCUUCUGGCUGGUGUGGUGGACCAAACCAAAGAUGGAUUAAUCUCAUUUCAAGAAUUUGUCGCCUUUGAAUCAGUCCUGUGUGCUCCCGAUGCCUUGUUUAUGGUCGCUUUUCAGCUCUUUGACAAAGCAGGGAAAGGAGAAGUUACUUUCGAGGAUGUCAAGCAAGUUUUUGGUCAAACCACUAUUCAUCAGCAUAUCCCAUUUAACUGGGACUGUGAGUUCAUACAGCUGCACUUUGGAAAGGACCGAAAAAGGCUACUGCCUUAUGCCGAAUUUACACAGUUUCUGCUGGAAAUCCAGCUGGAGCAUGCAAGACAAGCAUUUGUGCAACGUGAUACAGACCAUACUGGCACCGUCAAUGCAAUGGACUUCAGAGAUAUCAUGGUUACCAUUAGGCCACACGUUUUGACCCCAUUUGUAGAACAGAGCUUAGUAGCUGCUGCUGGAGGUACCAUAUCGCAUCAAGUCAGCUUUUCGUACUUUAAUGCCUUUAAUUCUCUUCUGAACAACAUGGAGCUUAUCAGAAAGAUCUACAGUACCCUGGCUGGCAAUAAAAAAGAUUUGGAAGUCACCAAAGAGGAGUUUGUCUUGGCGGCUCAAAGAUUUGGUCAAGUUACACCCAUGGAAGUUGACAUACUGUUCCAAUUAGCAGAUUUGUAUGAGCCAAGAGGACGUAUGACUUUGGCAGAUAUUGAAAGAAUAGCACCUCUUGAAGAGGGAGCCUUGCCGUACAACCUGGCAGAAGCUCAAAGACAGAAUCAAGGCACAGGUGAAGUGCAACGUACCAUCCUUGUACAAGUGGCUGAGUCCGCCUAUAGGUUUGCCCUUGGUUCCAUAGCAGGAGCUGUGGGAGCGACUGCUGUUUAUCCUAUCGACUUGGUGAAAACACGAAUGCAAAAUCAGCGUUCAACAGGGUCGUUUGUAGGAGAACUCAUGUACAAGAACAGCUUUGAUUGCUUUAAGAAGGUGCUGCGCUAUGAAGGCUUCUUUGGCCUUUACCGAGGUCUCUUACCUCAGCUGCUGGGAGUAGCUCCAGAAAAAGCUAUUAAGCUAACCGUAAAUGAUUUUGUCAGAGAUAAAUUUACUACGAAUGAGGGCUCCAUCCCACUUCUAGCCGAGAUCCUUGCUGGUGGAUGUGCUGGAGGAUCCCAAGUCAUUUUCACCAACCCCCUGGAGAUUGUGAAGAUUCGCUUGCAGGUGGCGGGAGAAAUUACUACAGGCCCUCGUGUCAGCGCCCUAACUGUUCUGCGGGAUUUAGGCUUUUUUGGCCUUUAUAAGGGUGCUAAGGCGUGCUUCCUCCGAGACAUCCCCUUCUCGGCUAUCUAUUUCCCUUGCUAUGCCCACAUGAAAGCCUCGUUUGCUAAUGAAGAUGGCAGAGUUAGCCCAGGUUAUCUUCUCUUGGCUGGAGCCAUAGCUGGUAUGCCAGCUGCAUCUUUGGUGACCCCUGCUGAUGUUAUAAAGACAAGGCUGCAGGUCGCUGCCCGCGCAGGACAGACCACGUACACCGGCGUCAUAGACUGCUUUAGGAAAAUUCUUAAAGAGGAGGGACACAGAGCUUUAUGGAAAGGGGCUGGAGCUCGUGUGUUUAGAUCCUCCCCACAGUUUGGCGUGACUCUGGUGACGUACGAAUUGCUGCAGCGAUGGUUUUAUGUUGAUUUUGGUGGCAAGAAGCCCACUGGGGCAGAACCAGUUCCCAAAUCUCGAAUCACUCUGCCGGCUCCCAAUCCCGAUCAUGUGGGUGGAUAUAGAUUAGCAGUUGCCACAUUUGCAGGAAUUGAAAGCAAAUUCGGACUCUAUCUCCCCAAAUUCAAGUCAUCACCACCUACCUCAGCAACGGUCAUUGCUACAAACCCUUAAGAAGAAAUCUGCGGCCCAGUGAAACUCAACUCAGUCAUUUAAUGGAUGUUACAACAUUUCAGUCUUCUAAUUCACUCUUAGAUUACAUCUUUUAUUCUAGAAUGUGUUUGAGAUUUUAUGGCAUCCAUAUAUUUUAUAUGUGUGUAAUCAUUAGUGUAAUUCCUGAUUGUGUCAGAGCGAUGUCGUAACUUCCUCAGUCAGGGACCCCCAAAACUUAUUGAAUGCACUUGGAAUGUAAUAAAACAAAGGAUUUGCGACUAUAGGUCAGUUUUUAUAACCCAGUGGAGACCACACUUCCUAUUCUAAGUUCUGAAAUGAUAUAGGUUCAAUGUCACACACGCUGCUUGGUUGGAUGUGCUUAGUGGUUGGCUCAACUAUGCAGCAGCGAGUGAUCUGUGAGUUUAAAAUACAAAUUCUGCUUCUCUACAUGAAACAAUUUUUCCCUUAUUUCUUGCUAAAACCAUAUAUUUAGAACUGCAUUCACUCUGUAGCAGCAGCCAAUGAAAUACCAAUCUCCUCACUUACUGAACAUAGUUGAAACCUUGAGUAGAGGGUGUUCACAAGAGGAAUUUAUUUAUCUUGUAUUCUAUCAAGGUGUAGAAAAUCUUUUGAUAAUUCUUUUUUUAGGAGCUUUGUGUCCUUAAGAUAUAAAUUCAAUUUCAGGCUUUUAGUUAUAUGUGUAAGUUUCCCAUAAAUUCGCCACAAUAAGGAAGUGGUCCAGGUAUCUCCAUGAGGGUCCAAGUGCUCGAGCAAAUAUCAGCUGUUACACUGAAGCUAGUGGGCAGGAACUUGCCAGCAGCUAUUGUUCUGGUGCUCUGUCUGACUUGUGGGAAAUUAAAUUACAAGUUAGAUUAUCACAUGAGCAAGUGGCAUCUUGCAAGCAGCUAAUGAGAGAUGUUCUUCAACUACAUCCUGUUGCCUGUUCUAGCGGUGGCUUUGUAGAGAGCCUCUAGCUUCAGAUUUAUCCAUAGUCCUCCCCAUGUUAGACAUAAGUACUCGAAAUUACAAGUUAGAUUGUCACAUGAGCAAGUGGCUGUUUGCAUCUUGCAAGCAGCAGAGAGUGGUGGCCAUCAAGAUGGUCUUCAGCUACAUCCCAUUGUCUGCCUGUAGCGGUGCCUUCACAGAGAGCACCUUGCCUCAUAUUUACUCAUAGUCCUUCCCAUGAUAAACACAAGUACUUGACAUUACAAGCUAGAUUGUCACAUGAGCAAGUGGCUGUUUGCUUCUUGCAAGUAGCUAAUAAAAUGGUGGUAGCCAGCAAGAUAGUCUUCAGCUACAUCCUGUUGUCCGCCUCUAUUGGUGGCUUUACAGAAGCCCUUUGCCUCAUAUUUACUCAUAGUCCCCACUAUGACAGAUAUAAGUUCUUGAAAUAACAAGCUAGUCUGUUACAUAAACAAGUGGCUGUUUGCAUCUUGCAAGCAGCUAAUAAAAGUGUGGUGGCCACCAAGAUGGUCUUCAGCUACAUCCCAUGAUCUGCCUCUAGCACUGACUUUACAAGGAGACCCUUGUCUAAUAUUUACCCUUAAUCCUCAUCAAGAAAGACUUCGGUACUUUGCUUUAUCAUAACAAAAGUUAAUAAAGGUUGUCCUCUGCCAUUGCUAAAAUAACUCAAUAGCAGCACAACAGCGGCAGCCAAUUAAGGGACAAAAUCAACUGUAAUUAAAUGAAUUCUUUGUAUGCCUGUUGGCGUCUAACAAUGUUACCUGCUCAUCUAUCAAACUCUUCAUGACAGACCUUUAGUAAGGAAGCCCUCUCUCUUUCUAGCCUGGGCGUUCACUGUAUGUUGGGAUUUCAUAUAAAAUUAAAACUUCUACGCACAAUAUUUCCAAAGCAGAUUUGAUGGAUGUUUGUUAUAAACUACACAUGAAAUAUAAUAUUUACUUCAGUCACCAAAUUCUUUAGGUUGAAAGCUUCAUACCAAAUUGCUUUCUCACCGUGCUUUAAGGAAUCCCAUGCCAACAGAUGCCAUAACACUGUUCCUUCAGCCACCUCAGAAUAGUGGGUGUUGUUUCCCAUAUCAACUAGACCAGCACUUUAUUAGAGAGUGGUCCUUGUUAUGGCUCAGCUCAGGAACUAUGGGCAUUGCUCCAAUGAGUGUGGCAGAGGUCUGCACUGAAAGGCAAUUGGGGCACAACAGUGAACAACUUGCAAUAAAUUGCUUUCCAUUUUGAGGCUGACGUUUGAAAUAAUCAGUGUUUAAAUUAAGCACUAGUUUUAUUUGCUGUUUUGGAAAUUAAAUAGGAAUUCCAUGUACUGUAUUCAUAGCUGCCUUACUAAGUGUUUUGAAUCAGACCGAUAUUUAUAUUUUUUGCUCACUGAUCAUGUAAAUCCCAUUAAAUUGACUUCUAGAAAGAAA